Molecule: messenger RNA, 1812 nt
Organism: Procambarus clarkii (red swamp crayfish)
Lineage: Eukaryota; Metazoa; Arthropoda; Malacostraca; Decapoda; Cambaridae
Gene: Tom20
Product: translocase of outer membrane 20
Biological process (GO): intracellular protein transport; protein import into mitochondrial matrix; protein targeting
Cellular component (GO): mitochondrial outer membrane; mitochondrial outer membrane translocase complex
Molecular function (GO): transmembrane protein transporter activity
Source: RefSeq, a predicted model, not a curated record
GAGGGGAGAGUGGUGGAGUAAUUGUGGCGUCUGCGGAAGGACUCGAGGGAGUCACACUGCGCGGUGUUCCCGCCGUAUUUAGCAUGACCAUGAUCUCAAGAGGCACUCUGGGCAUCUGCGCAGGGGUGGCCGGCGCGCUAUUCCUCGGCUACUGCAUAUACUUUGACCAGAGGCGCCGCAGCGAUCCCAAUUUCAAGAAGAAACUCCGCGAGCGACGUCGCAGAGCCACAAAGGGUGGGAGCGGAGGAAGCAGCUCGGUUACCUGGCCCAAUCUGAAGGACCAGGAGGCUGUUCAGAAGUUCUUCCUUGCUCAGGUCCAAGCUGGGGAAGAGCUGCUAGCACAGGGAGAGAUCGAGUCUGGAGUUGAGCACUUGAGUCGUGCUGUGGCGGUAUGCGGACAGCCUCAACAACUGUUGCAGGUUCUCCAACAGACCCUACCACCACAGGUCUUCCAACUUCUCCUCCACAAGCUCCCGGCAGUUGGCGAGAGCAUACUCCAGGCAGCUGGUGGAUCAAAAGUAACUGAAGAGGAUGUAGAGUGAGUUGUACCAACUAGCCUUGAAUUGUAAAUUAAAUUGAACUCUUAUGUGAUGUGUGGAUUUAAUCUGAAAAUAGAACAUUUUUAUACAAGUCUCUCUCUGCUUUUGACCUUAUAUUUUAAGCUCCCUGUUGCUAACUCAAAAUAAGUUCCCAUGUCAUACAUGGUCUUUUCUGUUUGUUGCUACAAAAUAGAAGAACCAGAUAUGCCUUGGUACAGUUGAACUUGGGUGCUCUGUUACUGUAUUUGUGUACAGUUUUAAAUGCAGCGUGUUGUUUUCAUAGAUUUUCUUAAAUUAUAGGUAUACUUCACAGUAUAGUUUGUCAAUAUAUAAUUUGUAAUAUAUGCAGAAGAGUAGUUUAACGGCUGUGUAUAUAUUUGUUAAGGUUCAGAAAUGUUUGGGUUUCAGAUUUCUCUUUGCUAAAACAAGUCCUACUUGAUGUACAUUUAAGCUGCUCAUUCUAACAGUAUUUGAUAAUUUGAUGUGUCAUGCAGCCUUUCGCAUAUUAUAUGGGUCAUCUGCAGUGGAGUUUAUUACUUUGUGGAAUGUUAAACGUACAUCUUUACCUUGUUGUUUUACUUCAACUAUCCACAUCUCACCACCAACUACAUUGUGUCUGUAAUAUGUACUGAAUUUUUCCGAAUUAGCAUAUUGAUUAAAUUGAAGAAUGUCGGGAUGACAGAGGAAGUUUGUUAUAAGGUACAGUGAAAAAUGUCUACUUUGUGUAAACGAAAUAUUGCCACAAUUGACCUUUUGAUGUGUGUUUGUGUGCCCGUAAUCCGAGAAAAUUGUACUAUGGAGAAGACUUUUCUAGAUGCUGCUGUCUGUAAUUAUUGAAAAUGUUUUGUUUUUUAGUCUAACUAUCUGGUAAUAAUUUAAGUAUUUCAUACAAAUUAAAUGAUGCAUAAAAUAUCAUUUAGUUAGCUAAUGGGGCAUUAGUUUGUCAUGUUUUAUAAACUGAUUAUAAAAGUGAUUUAUUUCAUCAGCACAAACCUGCUAAUUUGUAUCAUGUAAUUUUUUCCUCUAACAUUGCUUUUGUCUUGAUACUGAAGAUGUUUUAUUAGAAAGGUGUGCGUGUGCUGCCAGAUGUUCAGUAAAGUGUCUGUAUUUCCCUGGCAUUGAAACAAGUGUUUGACCAAAUAUUUCAGUGGAUUGGAAUUACAAUAUAUUGUUAAUAUAUAAGAUUACAAGUUUAUGAAUGUUGCCAGUGGCAUUCAGUGGGAUCCCUGUACAUAAAGUACUAAUUUAAGGUAAAUAAAGUUUUUUUUUUUUU